GAUAUCUCAUUUACUUGCCGCCCUCAGCUUCGCUUGGAGCCAAAUCUAGCACGUCUCUGUCAUCGUAAGCUCACGGAUCAGUUCUGGCUCUGUUAGGUCAAUGAUCGGAAGUACGGGUAGCCGGAACGUUGGCGGCAGCGCCGCUAGCGAAAAUGAGCCGCCUAACUUCCAGUCGUCUUCCGUUACAAUCACAACUCCGAUGGCUUCGGAUCCCAGAAUUCCUCUUCUCAACCUCUCGCUCCUGGGCCAGAAAAUGGAUUGCCUCCGCCGCUCUCUCUCCGAUUCCGUCGAUCGCCACGUUUCCAUCAGCGGUGACCAGCUCCAGUUGUUCUCCGGCGAGAUAGCCUCAGCCGUUCACCAGGUCAUCAUUAAUGGUUCCGCCCUCCUCCUCGCUUCUACCCAACUUUUAGAUGCUACCAAACCCUUACAUCCACUGUCUAACAUUGACGCGAAGCCAUCAGUUAAUUCUGGUCAAGUUCCUCCUCGGCCUCUUCCGGAAGCGGUGGUGGCCGACGCUGACGCCGAAAUCGUGGAGAUCGAUGCGUCGGAGCUAAUGGCAGAGCACGUUCACUUUUGUGAGAUCUGCGGCAAGGGCUUCCGGCGCGAUGCCAACCUCCGAAUGCACAUGCGCGCUCACGGAGACCGCUUCAAAACCCUAGAGUCUUUAACCAAGCCAUAUGGCCGGAUUGCCACUGAGGGGAUUGAUACGGGAAGACAUGUACGGUUCUCGUGCCCGUUUCUUAGCUGUCGUAGGAACCGUAAUCACGCACGUUUCCGGCCGCUAAAGACAACAGUAUGCGUUCGGAAUCACUUUCGUCGGAGCCACUGCCCGAAGAUGUACACAUGCGAUGUGUGCAACAAGAAGAGCUUUUCGGUCGUGGCGGAUUUGAAAAACCAUAAGAAGAGCUGCGGGGAGUCACAAUGGCGGUGCUCAUGCGGCACAAGCUUUUCUAGGAAAGAUAAGCUGUUUGGUCAUGUUGCCCUGUUUGAUGGCCACUUUCCUGUAGUGGGGACUGGGGAGGAAGAGAGGGGAGAUGGGGCGGUCAAAGCCGGUGAAAUAAAAGAUAAGAGAGGAGGACAAGCUGGCGGAAGUUUAGAUGAAGGAUUCUUUGAUGGGCUGAUGGAGGAGAUUGGGGGGAUGGGUGGGGGGUGGAUGGGGCUUUAGCCUCUAUGGCUUAGCGAUUUCGGCCUUCCUACCUAUAGUGGCACCCAGGUGCGCUACCCAUCGUUUUUCUCAUUAGUUCAUGCAUCGAAUUAUGGGCUGUUAUGAGUGCAGAUGAACAUUAAUGGCGGAAAAGAUUUCAUAAAACUGAUCUCAAAUACUUAGAUAAGACUAGUUAUGAUGAUGAUGUUACCAAUAUGAAGGCAGAUUAUAUCAUAUUGGAAUAUGUUGUGAAUGUUUAUGAUGCCUCGUGAAGCCUUGUAUAGUUUUGAUUAUUUUUAUCAUGGUUUUGCGUAUUGUACCACGGGAAUGUUGUGCGCUAUUUUCUGUUGCAAACUAAGCAAAGGGAAUUAAUAAUCUGGUGUUCUUUUAUUAUAGCAUGUGUGUUUGUAAAUUCAUUGAUUUGGAAACUUUUUAAUUGUAUAAACUGAGGGAAUUGCUUGUUUGAGAUGUGAUUCACUUGGGAUUGUCA
Molecule: messenger RNA, 1634 nt
Organism: Dendrobium catenatum
Lineage: Eukaryota; Viridiplantae; Streptophyta; Magnoliopsida; Asparagales; Orchidaceae
Product: protein SENSITIVE TO PROTON RHIZOTOXICITY 1
Exons: 1
Coding region: 101-1165 (354 amino acids)
Biological process (GO): response to aluminum ion; response to acidic pH
Source: RefSeq, a predicted model, not a curated record